Exophiala mesophila is the source of this 2094-nucleotide messenger RNA. RefSeq lists its product as uncharacterized. Bases 114 to 2048 code for a protein of 644 amino acids. NCBI's taxonomy places the organism in Eukaryota, Fungi, Ascomycota, Eurotiomycetes, Chaetothyriales, Herpotrichiellaceae. The transcript has a single exon. The record is from RefSeq and is a predicted model, not a curated record.
CUAAAGAUCCUCGACGCCCUCUUCAACUCAUCCUAGGCAGUUCUGCCUUGCAAAUAUGCCUGGUCUCUGACGUUCUCUAGCCAUAUUCCUCUGCGAGCAAUCAUCUAUCUGUAAUGGCUAUCACCAAGUCCAGAGCUCCCGAAUAUCCAAGGCCAGUGCCGCCAGUCUCAGCCGAAGAAUAUCCCAUCUGCCCUGACACAAUCGUUUAUCACGAGGCCUCACAUGAGCUUGACAAUGGUGUGGAAGCAAGAGCUGCAAAGAGGAGGAGAAUUGAACGAUAUGCUAUCUCAUAUCUGAGAGGAGAGCCGCUUUUCAUUCUCACUGCCCAGCUGAGAGGCCCAUUUACCGGCGACUGGCAGAGCCCAUGGAGCACCCGCGGAAAUGCAGAUGUGGUCGUCGAUCCCCCCAAACCAGAGAUUCCUGAGACGAGCAAGAUUGUUCGACAACGACCCUCCUCGUUACCACAUACCCCACUGGAGAAUGUUCAAUUCAAGGACAAAGAAGAGGUUCACUCUAGUGAUCACAAGGUGGAGCGUUGGUUGAAGACCAACAAGGCCUAUGGACAAUUUAGUAAUGGUCAUUCUCAGUCAUCUCCCACGCCGCAAACUGGGCCGGUUCAGCGGCGUACAAAGAAAUGGGAGUCUCCAAUGAUUGACAUUGAGUUCCCACCGGUACCAGACGAGGUAGUCAACCUGGCCCAGUCGCUUCCACCACUACCCGCGGACCUCCCUGUCUUGGACCAAAUCCAUAAUGUGUUGGAAGAUGACCCCAAGGUUAUUCAGACUGCAGAGGCCCAACCAGAUCAAGAGCCCGUUCAGCGACCGCAGACACGGGCUAGCCUUAUGACAGAUGACGUCCGUCCUGAGUUUGCCAUACUUGCAUCCAAGCGCAGAUCUCUACAUACGAUACCUGCCUCAAGUCAUUUACCAGCCUUUGAAUUCCGUCGCGUGACAGCUAGAGAGCAGGAGAAUGGUGAAGCGCCGGCAGAUGCAGAUGCAGAUGCAGUCAACACACUUCCUGAGCCUACUGUUGAGGAUGUACCUGAAUAUACCAACAUUGUACCCACAGACACCACCAAGCCUGGAGAAGAAUUGGAGGAAAGGCAGAAUCCACCUUUGAUCAACACCGAACAGUCACUGUCAAAGGCAUCAUCUUGCAACGAGACGGAAGAUCAACUACCCUCCGCUCAAGUUAUUGCCCCACUACCACAACAAUCUACUAUAUCAAAUCUAUCGAGUCAUGGGGACAUGCUGUCGGAGUUGCACCUUUCCAAUGCACCUGUGGAUGAGGUCUUGGCUGGUGAAUAUCGUGGUGCAGAACCUGCGAAAGCUCCAGGAGACACGAGAGCAAGCAAUAUGACUCCCGCUCUGAAAGCUGACGAGCAUCCACGUACUGUCAUUGAUGCAGCGAAAGAGGUCCCGGUGAAAGACUCGGAUGUGACACCCAAGGCAGACAUUGCCAGACAGUUCAAUACGCAGCAGAUGGUCAACAGCAUCACCCCCUUUGCGAUGAGCACGGUCAAGAAGACCUCGUAUGGUGCAGGUUCAAAGUCUUCACCUGCAAAAGCGACAAAAUCUCGCACCAGUCGCAACAAGAAAAGAGCAUCGUUUGCCCUAGAAGAGACAGUAUCAGCGUCAUCGUCACACGCAUCGAUCAGGAUGACUAUGAAGGUCGCAAAGCCGGCUAAGAGCCUCAAUGCGAAUGAGAAGAUCCUUGAGGACAAUGUAGUACAAGAAAUAUCACAGGAGGGCGAAGUCGACAUAUCUUUCUCAGGCACCCGAGUCAUCAGGGAUAAAGGUGGGAAAGAGCCGUCGUCGCGGGGAAUCCUCAAGGCGUCAAUGUCGGGAUCGCUAAACGAUAUCAAGUCGUCCAAACAGACGGCAUCGUCUUCCGCAAAACAAGAUGCACAGAGAGUGAAUCAUUUCAACUUGGGGGAAGAUGAAAUGGAACUGAACGAUGAUGCCUUUGAUGUUGCUGCCGCGAUUGAUGAUUUGGGUAGUUUCCUUGGAACAUGGGAUGCGGAGAUGGAAGCGGCAGGUUUGCGUUAGACAUAGCAUGCGAAUGACAUCUGAUUUUUUGUUGAGCGUCUGGGAG